This is a messenger RNA of Caenorhabditis sp. 36 PRJEB53466, 436 nucleotides long. The record is from the annotation of a GenBank genome assembly. NCBI's taxonomy places the organism in Eukaryota, Metazoa, Nematoda, Chromadorea, Rhabditida, Rhabditidae.
AUGACCGAAUCGCCGGUCUCCUCUUCCCGAUCCGAUUCGAAGACGUCGUCGUCGACUCUCGAUCCGGAAUACAAGGUGAAACAACGUCAUCUGGAUGAGACGCGCACUCUGUUCACCGACUACGACGUUGUCGAACAGAAGAAGUUGACUGCGUUUGCAAAGGACGCCGUGCAGACGGUUGCUGAGAAGGGCGUCGAGGCGGAAGACGUCUUCUUCCUUGUAAGUCAUUCGAAUUGUCGAGCAAGUCGAAAUUAAAAGUUUUCAGGAAACGGCAAAGAUGAUGAAGGAGUCGGUGUGCUCUGGAUUAGGCGACAAAACGAGCAAAUGGAACAUCAUCGUCGGCAAUGACUUUGGGAUCCACGCGGACGCCGUCAAGGGAUCCCUCGCUUUUUUCGCCGUCGGAGACGUCAAGUUUCUAGUCUAUCGAACCAAAUAA